CUGGUGGACGCUAUCGUGCGUGAUUUGAAUCUUGCCAAUCACUUUUACCUUUUUUACCUGGAACUAUUUCUUUUUAGCCAUGUAAACUCAUUUGGAACCCUCUUCUACUGUCACUGGAUCUUUUAAAGCGCUGGGUUUGUGCUCAUAAGAGAGUUUUUAUAGACAAUCAGCAAUGAAUACUCGAGCUAAGCCUAAAGCACAAACCCAGGCCCAGCCAUCUCAACCUCUCAUCAGUGCUGAACAACUUGUUGAUCUGCUUCAAAACGAUGAACUUCUUACGAUAUUCCAAGGCGUUGUCAACAAGGUGAUCGACAAGAUACUGGCAGGAGUGAAGGAGCAACUUCUUGAAAGGAUUGAGCAGAAUGCUGGAACUAUUUUGGAUCUGCACUCUGCUGUCGAGCAGAAAAGGAAAGAGGUUGAUCAUCUCAAUGUUGAGCUGACUAAGCAGCAAGACACCAUCGGUCGCCUGGACGGGGAACUUGAGGAGCUGAAGCAGUACUCUAGGAGAAACAACAUCAGAGUUUUUGGUUCUCCUGAAAGUGCAGGUGAGAUCACCGAUGAUGUCGUGAUUGACAUCAUGGUAAAGCAACUAGGAGUCGAGCUUCGGUCUUCUGACAUCGACCGCUCGCAUCGUGUGGGCAAGCCAGGUGGACCGAAAGCGCGUCCAAUCAUCGUUAAGCUUACUUCCCACAAAAAAAAGAGAGAAAUCUUGAAGGAGAAAAAGAAACUUAAGAAAUCAAAAAUCUCAGUUCAUGAGGACCUUACCCGCUAUAGACACAGUUUGCUAAUUGCUACCCAGAAGAGCGAUAGAGUCACAACCUGCUGGACUAUGGAUGGGAAGGUAUUUGCGAAUGUUCCAUCCACUCAUGGUGAGUCUGUAAGACGACUUAUCCCAAACAUUGACUUUCUAAACACUCUCCCGAAACUUGUGUGGUAGUUCUCUUUCCUCACUUGCCAGUAAUAUGUUUAUU
Messenger RNA from Strongylocentrotus purpuratus (purple sea urchin), 971 nucleotides. RefSeq lists its product as uncharacterized. Gene Ontology annotation, biological process: retrotransposition. NCBI's taxonomy places the organism in Eukaryota, Metazoa, Echinodermata, Echinoidea, Camarodonta, Strongylocentrotidae. Gene Ontology annotation, molecular function: single-stranded RNA binding. Gene Ontology annotation, cellular component: ribonucleoprotein complex. The record is from RefSeq and is a predicted model, not a curated record. The transcript has 2 exons. Bases 173 to 937 code for a protein of 254 amino acids.